CAUACUUUCACACCCAUACUUUCACACCCAUCCCAUCAAUGUAAAUUUGUGUUAAUACACCCAUACUUUCACACCCAUACUUUCCGUUUGUUUGCUCAUCUCUGCGGCUACGACCGAGACAAUCUUCCUUUCUCCACUCGAUCUAGAGUCUAGACCCAUCGACGCUACCAGCUUCAGGCUCAGUUCGUCUGUCCUCGCCUUGCGCGCACUGCCGGCUACCGUCGCUGCGACCUGCGGUGAACGUUGGUCCGUCCCAGCCUGUCCUCGAUUGAGCUCACAAAUCUGCAGUUGGAGGAAAACUGGAUUAGUCAGCACUUGAAAGUGAAAUAUGUCUGCGCUGUUCAAUUUCCAUUCUUUUCUCACAGUAGUGCUCUUAGGAAUCUGUGCAUGCACAUAUCUAAAGAUGCAGUUUCCAGCAAUUCUUGAGCAGCGAACUGGGUUUCGUGGAUUCUUCUGGAAGGCAGCUAGGAUAGGUGAACGCCUGAGCCCUUGGGUUGCAGUGGGAUGCUUGACAAUGGGCAUUUCAAUCUUCUUCUAACUGCUUUUGUGGCUAAGCUUUCCUUACAGACCAUACAUUUGCAAUGACUCCAUUGAUUCUUGAAAUGGAUUUCUUUGCAUGUUUUUUUAAGACCACUGCUCUCAUUCAUGUUGUUUCGUACUGGAUCACUUGUUUCAAAGAGAUCUACUUUCUUGUUUGUUAAUAUUCCGAUUUAGCCAUUCUAGAGGGCCACAAGUUCGGCCAAUUAUAUGGUACUGCUAGAUGUACCUUUCUCUUGGUACAUCAUGACAAAUUUACAAUUAAAAAAAUUCACAAUGAUUUUUUUCUAAUGAGGCGUGUUUUCUCAAAUUAGUCCUCAAUAAGUUAUGAUUACCUAU
Messenger RNA from Cuscuta campestris, 876 nucleotides. The record is from the annotation of a GenBank genome assembly. Lineage: Eukaryota; Viridiplantae; Streptophyta; Magnoliopsida; Solanales; Convolvulaceae.